AACGCCUACACUUGUCUACUCUGGUAGUAUUUGCUACCAGUCCCAUCCUUUCAUAUCUUGUCUCUGCGAUGGAGGGCGCAGCUACCUGUGAUUCGGAUUCCGGUAUCCAAAAUCGACUUUCUGUGGCUGUGGAGCAAUUUUUUGCUCACAAUUCCGACAACUCAUUACUUGACGAUUUUACCGGCGUAUUGGAAUCUCUUUACGAAGACACCCUACACAGUCACCGUAGCGGUGUGUUGAACACCGAGACGGCUAAUCUGGCGUACAGUGUCGCAGAUACCAUCGAAUCUAUUUGCCAAACGCUGGUGGAGCUCGAUGUCGCUGGGGACAGUGUCACUAGUCAGUAUGAGAAGAAGCUGAACCGAAUCGUAGCAGAGAAAACAAAAGAUUCUUCAGCUUCCCUAUGCUCAUCCUCAUCGGUUUGCUCAUAUGUGGAACCUGCCUAUCGCUGGCUUUCCGAGAACCUCCAUAAUCCCUACCCUACACGCGAGGUCCGUAACAAGAUCUGCCGCGAAACCAGCACCUCCCGCAAAGAUCUCGACAACUGGUUCACCAACGCCCGACGGCGCAUGGGCUGGACCUCCCUCCUCAAACACUUUGACGGAGACCGCGACCGCAUGGUCGAAGCCGCCACCAUCUUCUUCAGCGGCGAGAUCGUUCACUGGGAGAACCGAUAUGACUUCACAGACAUCGCUUUUUCCGACAUGGAAUCGACUUUCAAAGACUUGUAUGCCAACAAGUUUGAGCAGAGUAACCUUGGGAGGAAGUUGGGUGGUGUUGUGAAGAAUAUGACGCCGGAGCUGCAGGAGGAGGAGCGGGCUAAUAAGAAGAGGAGGGAGGAGCAGAGGGAGGCUGAGAGGAGGGCGAAGAAGGCGAGGAUGGAAAAGGCGAAGGAGGCUGAAGCGCGGAGGGCGUAUCCUUCGCCUGAUCGGUCGCCUGGUCGCACUCCCGAUCCGUCGUUGCCCUCUGAGGCGACCCCCACUCGGAAACGUCGCAGUUCAGAUGAUGAUGAGGACAGUGAUGCUGAUGUUCACAGAUCCAAAAAGCAGUCGCGAACCGAUGAUGCUGUAGCGAGCCUCCCCUCCCCCUCCCCCUCUGAUACUGAGGAUUCCAACUCGUCGCGCGAUUCCACGCCCACACCCUCACCAUCCAAACGAAAGAGGCGUCUAUCCGAUUCGGACGGCGCCGGCACGUUCAAGCGCCACCGUGGCGUACACUGGUUCACAUCGCUCCGUGUCCGAUCCAUCUUCAUCAAUGAGCAGCACGAAGACUGAAAGUCGUCCCGUCGAGCUCUAUGUUCCCCCGGACCUCGAAGGGUGGUUCGAGACGGCAGUUAGCC
Molecule: messenger RNA, 1339 nt
Organism: Desarmillaria tabescens
Lineage: Eukaryota; Fungi; Basidiomycota; Agaricomycetes; Agaricales; Physalacriaceae
Product: C-terminal domain of homeodomain 1-domain-containing protein
Exons: 2
Coding region: 69-1274 (401 amino acids)
Biological process (GO): regulation of transcription by RNA polymerase II
Molecular function (GO): RNA polymerase II cis-regulatory region sequence-specific DNA binding
Source: RefSeq, a predicted model, not a curated record